AUGAAGUGGGCGUUCUUCGUCUUUGCCACAUUGGUGGAAUGGUCUCUUGCUGUCAACAUGGCUGAAGAUGCCUCCAACUCGCUAAACUCCACAUGGUUUGUGCCUUGCACGGGCAAGCUCAUUGGCAACUCGCCUUAUGACUGCGAGAAGCAGUCUUUGGAUGAUUGCGCGUCUUCGUACACCUCCACUGGAGUACCAGGUUUUCCUACGAUGCAAUGGUCCGCAGGCGAGCGGAAGUUCAUGCAAUGCACGAUCAGUGGCGUCAAAUGCGCGGCAACGCUGCCCUACUGCUCUACUGUGGGGGAGUUGGUCGUGGAUUACCUGAUCGUGGGCGGCGGUGGUGGUGCUGGCUCGGGCGGUGGAGGAGCGGGCGGCGUUUUGAAGGGCACGCAGCCGAUCAAAGUGGGUGAGGCCUUGAGCGUCCUGGUGGGAGCUGGCGGAAAUGGCGGCGGUGGUGGAGGAAGGUAUGCGACUACAAAUGUUCCCACAAAUGGUGGCGACUCAAAGCUCGGCAAGGUCGUGGCCAAGGGGGGAGCCGCCGGAGGUUACAAGGCCAGGCAGACGGCACCCAGCGGAGCAUCUGGCGGCGGAAGUGCCUUUGACUCCCCAUCAGUCACCGUUGCCUCAGGCACCAAAGGUCAAGGGCAUUCCGGAGGCAAGUCCUUCAAAUCCGGUUAUGGCGGAGGAGGCGGAGGUGGUGGUGCUGGCGAAGCUGGCCACAACCCCAGUGGCACAUAUCGUGGCGGCAAAGGCGGCGACGGGAUCUCUUCGGACAUUACUGGCAGCACCAAGUUUUACGGUGGAGGCGGCGGUGCCGGACUCAAUGGACAUGGCGCAAAGUCGUAUCCAGACCUUGUUGCGCUGGGUGGCAAAGGCGGUGGAGGCCGUGGAAGCGACUUUGUUUGCGAUCCCGAGAACCAGUACUGGAAAUUCACUGGCACGAAUGGUGAGCCCAACACUGGAGGUGGAGGUGGUGGCGGAGAUCCUGAGACCCGCAUGGCCGGCACAGGUGGCUCCGGAGUUGUCAUCGUGCGCUAUACGUCUCCUACGCCAAUUCUUUCUGGUGGCACAGUGACGGAAGCCGGAGGCUUCCAAAUCCACACCUUCGCGACUCCGGGAGAGGACGACUUGUCCUGGAUGAAAGCAGGCAACAUUUUGAUUGAUUUCCUGAUCGUGGCCGGGGGUGGCGGUGCCGGCUCUGGAGGUGGUGGCGGCGGAGGGGUUAUCAUGGGCUCGAAGAUGAUCCAUAAGGGGACCGAGUGGACUGUGAAAGUCGGCGGUGGCGGCAAAGCUGGCCAGGGCGGGGGCGUAGAAAGAGAUCCUAGCAAGCCCGCGACAAAAGGAGAAGACUCCAUGCUGGGAAGCUUGGUCGCCAUUGGCGGAGGAAAGGGUGCCGAUUACACUCGCACUCCUGGCGGUGGCGGAUCAGGUGGUGGUGGUGGAUUCGAUCAAAACCACCAGUCUUCCGCUCCUGGGACUCCCGGUCAAGGCUUCCAUGGAGGCCUCACAAACCAGAGAGGCUAUGGGGCUGCGGGUGGCGGGGGUGGUGCCGGCGAACCCGGGGGGUCCGCCCCAAAGAAGCACUAUGGUGGCAAGGGAGGGGAUGGCGUGUCCUCAGACAUCACAGGCGCUCUGAAGUGGUACGGAGGAGGCGGAGGUGGGGGUGUGAACCACAAUGGUGACAUCCUCAUCGCCGGUGGUGGUGGAGCUGGUGGCAAGGGCGGCGGAGGCAGGGGCGGCGACUUCGGGGCGAAAGCACAUAGCGCCUCCAAAGCAAGGUUCACGGGAACUGAUGGAGAGGCGAACACCGGAGGUGGCGGUGGUGGGACCGAUCCGGAAAGCACGGUGGCUGGGAAGGGUGGCUCGGGCAUCGUCAUCAUCCGAUACAAAAGCGCACAGCCUUUGAUGACAGGCGGCACCAUGAGUUCGUCGGGCGGAUAUCAGAUUCACACCUUUGACACUGUCGGCACCAGCACCUUGAAGUACUAG
Molecule: messenger RNA, 1989 nt
Organism: Symbiodinium natans
Lineage: Eukaryota; Dinophyceae; Suessiales; Symbiodiniaceae
Source: the annotation of a GenBank genome assembly